CAGUCAGGUGACUUUCCCCGGAUUUCAAUAUCGGUGAGAUACCAACCAGCAGCUGACCUAACGGGACAGGCCUGGCUGUCGAUAUAAGUAUAGCUGUAAUUGGGGACAGCACCGUCAUCGACACAGCUGUUGUUUUACCUCGGUUUCAAAAGAAAAGAAAAAAACCCAACACAAAACCGUAACAGAACCUAGUGUUAUCGCACACUCGCACAGGUGUGUGUGUGCCCGUGCUACCUAUAGAUCUGCGACAGACGUCGACACCGGCGGUGAUACUGAGGAUGGUGUCGAACAAGACCCUUUUUCUCGCCGUGUUGUUUGCGGCCUCGUUUCUCGUGUUUGCUCUCUUUACCUGGUCGGACAGCGUGCAAAGACAGCGGAUAAUAUACACGGUUCAGAAAUGCGACUGUGAUAAGAAACGGGUGCCAUCACGUGAUGUAGCAGACAAUCGAAAUGCAACUACAACAAAGCGUGUAACCACGCAAAAAGUGACAACGCAAAGAGUGACAACGCAAAAAGUGACAACGCAAAGAGUGACAACGCAAAAAGUAACAAUGAAUCCCAGACUAGUCACGGAGCAGACAUGGGCAAAGAUUGCGAUGGAAUACCACACCUACGUGAACACCAUUCAAACAAAGUGCGACACAAUCGUUAGAAUGGGCAGCCACGGCGACGGCGGCUGGGAUGUCUGCGACGACGAACAAUACAGACCAAAACAGCCAUGUUUGAUAUAUUCUUUCGGUAUUAAUAAUGAUUGGACGUUUGACGACGAUGUAUCAAAGAAAUAUGGAUGUCAGGUGCAUGCUUUUGAUCCCAGUAUGAAGGUGAACGAUCACGACAGAUCAGCACUGGUCCACUUCCACAGACUGGGAAUAGCUGACAGACAAUAUACAAACUCCCAGGGUUGGCGUUUAAAUACACUGGCUGGAAUUAGACAAGAACUCGGACACUCUCAGACUAAACUUCAUAUCUUAAAAAUGGAUACCGAAAAAGCCGAAUUAUCGUCUAUACCAGACAUGAUAAAAAGUGGGGCAUUGAAUGACGUCACGCAGUUUGUUUUCGAAAUUCACUUACGGAUGAACGCACGUGACGAACCGGAACCAGACAUAGCAAAAUACGAGAUGGGACUAAAGCUACUUCGACAAAUAUAUGACGCUGGUUUUAGAAUAUUUAAAACUCACCAAAAUGAAUUUUCAAAAUACAAUUCUAAAUUUGGCCCGCGUCGGGCUGGGUGCCAUGAGCUGAACUUGGUACGGGUGCGUGUUUAGUAUAUAAUGAAAGACAUAAGAAAAUCACAUACUUUUGAAAUCAUAUUAUUUACGUGCCCAUAUUAAGAUAAAGCACGUUCAUGGGGGAGCAAGAGAUCACCGAUCUCAUAACUCUAAAAAUAAUGCAUCCCCACAGUUGAAAAUUAAAUUAAUAAUAUAUAAGAAACCCCCCCCCCCCCCCCCCCCCGUUAAUGUUGUCCAGGAUAUGCAACUCAGCUGCUCUAACAGGAUUUUAGGUGAGAGGUGACCGAUUGCAGAAUAUUACAAAGCCAAACACAUUUAGUGGGGAGAGUGGGGCAGUAAAAAAGAAUCAUGAUUGAGCAAUAUAAUCUUCAUUAGCUAGACAAACAAAGGAGUUUUAAACUAAAAGAAACACUUUCAAUAUUUCUCUUGAGUGGGAAGGAGUUGGGUGGGGGGAGGGAAGGGGGACUUCCCCUAUCUCCUGUCCAACUAGGUACAGUCGUAGAUUAGUAAAGAAAAGCGUCCUUGGCAGGAUACCACAUACCGUUGCUUUUAACAUACUCCAGCAUUGGAGGGUCCAUCAUUCAUCAUUGACAACACUAGUGGCUGUCACCCAUCCAAGUAUUAAACCAGGCCAAGGUUCCGUAACUCCAGUAUUAAAGAGACACAAUCUUUAAGCGUUGUAUUAGCUCUGAAACUAGUACACCUAGGUUCUAAGACUUAUGCCACUGAAGUUGUGUAACAGGAAGUUGUAACAAAGGAAGUGGUUGAACCAUCGGACAUAAGGCUGGUAGGGUAGGUGUAAGACCACUACACCCUCUUCUCUCUCAUUAACCACUAACAACUAACUCACUGUCCUGGGCAGACAACCCAGAUAGCUGAGGUGUGUGCCCAGGUCAGCGUGCUUGAACCUUAAUUGGAUAUAAGCACGAAAAUAAGUUAAAGAAAAAGGAGAAAGAAAAUGGUGCCAUAGGAAGUAAUGUCAUAGGAAGUGACGUCACAGGAAGUGGUAUUACAGGAUCUUGUCACAAGCUAUUUGCGAUAUAUUCAGUUCAGUAUUUUGCUUUGUUGAAUAUUUGAUGUUCACCUCAUAAUUGUUUAGUAAUAGAGAUAUUUUACAUCCCGACGUAUUCGAAUACGAUUAUUGAUUUUGUGUACUACGUCACAAGUUUGUGUACAUGAACGCUGACGACGCUCAAUCAUUCGUCUUUUACGAAUAAACAGGCUGCGAUAACCGUAAUUAAAAUGACCAUAUAAAGAUUGUAAACUAUACAUAUAAAAAAUCAAGAAUCAGAAAAAAAGAAACCAUAAAUGUGUUUUGUAACAAAUAUGGCUGCAGUGAGGCUUUUAAGAGGAUCUCGAGGGUGUAGUGAUUACAGCAGCUAAAGUUUGUUCUGUUUAACGACACCACUAGAGUAUACUGAUUUAUUAAUCAUCGGCUAUUGGAUGUCAUACAUUUGGUAAUUAGAGAGGAAACCCGCUACAUUUUUCCAUUACUAGCAAGGGAU
Messenger RNA from Gigantopelta aegis, 2734 nucleotides. Its product is annotated as methyltransferase-like protein 24. The transcript has 6 exons. The record is from RefSeq and is a predicted model, not a curated record. Bases 279 to 1265 code for a protein of 328 amino acids. NCBI's taxonomy places the organism in Eukaryota, Metazoa, Mollusca, Gastropoda, Neomphalida, Peltospiridae.